Messenger RNA from Aspergillus luchuensis, 1329 nucleotides. RefSeq names its product DUF821 domain protein. The transcript has 2 exons. Lineage: Eukaryota; Fungi; Ascomycota; Eurotiomycetes; Eurotiales; Aspergillaceae. Bases 1 to 1329 code for a protein of 442 amino acids. The record is from RefSeq and is a predicted model, not a curated record.
AUGCAAUUACUACAAAAUCAGUUGACAAGCUUCCGCUUUAUAGCCACCGGGGCCGUUCUCUCCCUCAUCUUAACAACAUUCCUUAUCUUCGGCGCACAAUACUCCAAUGACGUCGCCAAAUAUGCUCUGAAGACGUCCCUCAAACCAACCCCACAGACAUGCUUGCAGACCUCAUUACCCGAAGCAGGUAACGCCACGGCAUGGGAGUUUAUGGUCGAGCGCGAUGGCGACAACCAUGGGCUUUCGGACGAGCAAUGUCGACUGGCGUUUCCGAAGCUGUUUGUCGAGCUGGACAAGUCUGCAUCACUGAGGGAGGGCCAUCGGAUUACGUUCAAGGAGGUGGAUAGUCUGCAAGUGGAGGAUGGAAUGGUGCGGGGCAUCAUUCAUCAUGGUGAGCUGUAUGUAGUAGAUUUUGGCGCGAUGCCCGCAACUUUCACGCGCGGAAAAUCCACGCUUCAUGCGCUUCAUCGUGCACUUGCCUCGUUCCCUGACAGAGGUAGUCUACCAGACAUUGAAUUCGUCCUGACGACGGAGGAUUAUAGCAUUCACCAGGGGCCAGUCUGGUCUUAUUCCAAACGGGACGAGCAGGGGAAUGUCUGGUUAAUGCCCGACUUCGGAUAUUGGUCAUGGCCGGAAGUCAAGAUCGGCCCUUACAAGGAUAUUCGCCGCCGCAUUGCUGCCGUCGACGAUGGUGAAGUAACCCUGGAUGGAAAGUUCAUUCCAGGUCUACCCUUCCCGGAUAAGAAAAAGCAGCUCGCCUGGAGAGGUAGUGUUGCUACGAACCCCGAAGUCCGGGGAAAGCUGUUGAAGGCAGCGCAAGGCAGGAGCUGGGCAAGCAUCCGGGUGAUUGACUGGGACGAUGAAAAUGAUGUCCGGUUCAAUCUCCUCCCAAUGGAGGAUUACUGCCAAUAUAUGUUCCUGGCCCAUGCAGAAGGACGCAGCUUCUCAGGCCGCGGAAAGUAUCUACUGAAUUGUCGCUCCGUGGUGGUUUCGCAUAAGCUGGUCUGGCGCGAGGCACAUCAUGCUGCGCUCAUUGCGUCUGGACCGGAGGCGAAUUACGUUGAGGUCAAGCGCGACUUUUCGGACCUUGAUCAGAAGAUGGAGUUUCUUAUCGAUCAUCCGGAGACUGCGCAACGCAUUGCGGAGAAUUCGGUGAAGACGUUUCGGGAUCGGUAUUUGACACCUGCUGCGGAGUCGUGUUACUGGAGGCAAUUGGUUCGACAGUAUGCUGCGUCGUGCGAGUUCGAGCCCGUCUUGUAUACGCAGGAGAAUGGCAGGAGAGAGCCUCGUGGUGUUCCAUUUGAAAGUUGGGUCCUUACAGGGUUCUAG